This is a messenger RNA of Halteromyces radiatus, 841 nucleotides long. RefSeq names its product COPI associated protein-domain-containing protein. Bases 118 to 630 code for a protein of 170 amino acids. Lineage: Eukaryota; Fungi; Mucoromycota; Mucoromycetes; Mucorales; Cunninghamellaceae. The transcript has 6 exons. The record is from RefSeq and is a predicted model, not a curated record. Gene Ontology annotation, biological process: vesicle-mediated transport. Gene Ontology annotation, cellular component: Golgi membrane.
UUCUUUUUCAUUUCUUUUUUGUUUUUCUUUCUUUAUUUUACUUAUAGUUAUCAAUAUAUUAUUUUUAUAUUGUUUUUAUAUUAUUUUGAAAUAUACGUAAAGUCUAUUACUAUUAUUAUGCAAAUAGAACACAGUCUUAUAUUCCGGGUAGUUAAUAUCAUUGUGGGUGCAUUUAUGAUUAUUGGUGGUGUAGUUACUAUUCUUACUGGAGGAUUCCCUCAAUUCAUUCGUGGUAUUUAUUGUAUAUUAUUUGGUGUUAUGGUAUUCUUAUUUGAAUUUCGUUUACCAUCUGUUGUAUCUCAACAUGUAUCGUUCAUGUUCUCAUUCUUUGGUCGUGGUAUUUUCUAUAUAUUUAUUGGAUGUAUUUUAUUGAACUAUCUUGCUCUCGGUAUUGCAUCUGGUGUAAUUGUGGCGAUCGCUGGUGUAGCUUAUGUUAUUCUUCAAUUUGUUCCUUCGAUCGAACCUCCAAGUAAUAUGAAGCGUGAAGCCUUGGAUGAUUCUUUACAACACGGAGCUGGACUUGGAACUCGGGCUUCAAAUUGGGCAAACGAACAUCCACAACAAUCAACAGGAUCCCCUUAUGGUCAAUCAGCUGCGGAAGCCGGGUAUGUUUCUGGAGGAAAUAUAUAGUUACGUUUUUUUUUUUUUUAUAUUGUGGAUUUAGGAUGAAAAUUUUUUUAUUCACGUUUUAUUAUUAUUAUUAUCAUUAAUAUUAUUACUAUUACUAUUAUUAUUAUUAUUAUUAUUAUUCUGUUUUUGUUAUACUUAUCUAUGAAUAAACCUUCUUCAAUUAAUUUUUAUAAGGAUGAUGAUGAAUAAUACUUGAUGACGAAUAUUGGAC